Molecule: messenger RNA, 1606 nt
Organism: Lycium barbarum (goji berry)
Lineage: Eukaryota; Viridiplantae; Streptophyta; Magnoliopsida; Solanales; Solanaceae
Product: zinc finger protein WIP6-like
Exons: 2
Coding region: 88-969 (293 amino acids)
Biological process (GO): anatomical structure development; regulation of gene expression
Cellular component (GO): nucleus
Molecular function (GO): DNA-binding transcription factor activity
Source: RefSeq, a predicted model, not a curated record
UUAUACUUAUUUAUUUAUAUAUAGCUUGUCUCCCCCUCCUCAUAGACUAGACUUUUAAUUUCACCACAAAAAAAAAAAACCCUAACCAUGCAAAGUAAUCAUUCUAUCACAUACUUAUCUUCUAGUGAAAGUGCCUAUUUUGAAGAUGAACUUUCCACUGUCCUCUCUCUUGGUCCUCCUGGCCAACUAAACUUUCAAAAAAAUGCAAAUAUCGUCCAUGACUACUUUUCUUCUUCUUCUAGUUUCAAAUUUCAAAGUUAUAAUAAUCAUUAUUUUAGUGGUGAUCAAGAAGGUGUCACGGUGGCUCUUCAUAUUGAUUCAUCAAGUACAAGUUCAAACAACAACCACCCUAGUAGAAACAAAGGGGAAAAUAGUAAUAACAAUGUUUCACUAGCGAAUGGACAAUAUUGGAUUCCAACUCCAGCACAAAUCCUUGUUGGACCUACUCAGUUCUCUUGUGCAGUUUGUAGCAAAACAUUCAACAGAUUCAACAACAUGCAGAUGCAUAUGUGGGGGCAUGGAUCACAAUAUAGAAAGGGACCAGAUUCACUAAAAGGGACAAAACAAGCUUCAUCAAUGUUAAGGUUGCCUUGUUAUUGUUGUGCUGAAGGUUGCAAGAACAACAUAGAACAUCCAAGAUCAAAGCCAUUGAAGGAUUUUAGAACUCUCCAAACACACUAUAAAAGAAAGCAUGGGGCAAAACCAUUUAAUUGCAGAAAAUGUGGGAAGAAUUUUGCUGUAAGAGGAGAUUGGAGGACUCAUGAGAAAAAUUGUGGGAAACUUUGGUUUUGUAUUUGUGGUUCUGAUUUUAAGCACAAGAGGUCACUCAAGGACCAUGUUAGAGCUUUUGGUGAUGGACAUGCACCACAUAGUGAGAAUUCUUAUUAUCAUGCUGAAGGAGAAGAGGAAGAGGAAGAGGAAGAAGAAGAUGAUGACGACGACGAACAUGAAAAUGGAACUUUAGAAUAAAAGGGCAUUCCAGUGCACGAAGUAUUUUGCUUUCACGUGGAAUCCACGAAAAUAUCGAAACCCAAGAGAUUGUAAUGUUGGCAGCUAUAAUGAGAGUAACUUUCUUUUUCCUUUGUGAUGAGAGCAAAAGAUUAAAUGGGGUUUAGGGACUUUUUUGGCUUCUUUUGCAAGUAUGUUUUUGUGUGCAUAUGUUCUCUAGGGGAGCAAAGGCUUGAUGAAGACAAAGAGUAGUAAAAUCAAGUUAUCUUUGAGCAUUGAUGUUAAUUUUUGGAAGUGUCAAAUUGCAUAAGUUGGUUGAAGAUUUGUGUAACUCUAUUAGGUUGUUAUUAAUGGUGGUUUAGUUAAUGUAUAUCAACUUUUCACUUAAGGGCAAGGUCUACAUUAAUUGUCCGAAAAGGGUUCAAUUGAAUUUAUUUCGUCAAAAAAUUAAACUGAGCAGAUAGCAGCAUAAAAGACCAUGUUAGAGCUUUUGAAGAUGGACAUGCACCACAUAGUGAAAAUUCUUAAUAUCAUGUUGAAGGAGAAGAGGAUUUAGAAGGAAAUCUUGGUGCUGAUGAUGAACAUGGAAAUUAUGGAACUUAGCUAUAAUGAGAGUAAUUUUCUUUUACUUUGUGAUGAGAGCAGAAAAACAGGAUUU